UGGAGCUACUAGGGCAGCGCAAUUGGGAAUGGCGGAUCGAGUAGCGGUGGAAGCGUCGAGGCUCCGCGGUAAGGUCGCGAUUGUGACCGCGUCCACGCAGGGGAUCGGAUUUGGCAUUGCUCGAAGGCUAGGAUUGGAAGGCGCCUCGGUUGUUGUCUCCUCGCGCAAGCAGAAAAAUGUGGACGAAGCUGUUGCGUCUUUAAAGUCGCUUGGGAUCGAUGCCUUCGGAGUUGUGUGCCAUGUUUCCGACGCUGCCCAGAGGCAGAAUUUGAUGCAAAAGACUGUCGAUAAAUAUGGUCGCAUCGACAUUCUCGUCUCCAAUGCUGCCUCAAAUCCCUCAGUGGACACUCUGGUGGAGAUCCCCGACAAGGCUCUCGAUAAACUCUGGGAAGUUAAUGUCAAGGCCACUGUGCAAGUCAUUCAGGCGGCGGCGCCUCAUCUAUCAGAGGGCUCAUCAAUUGUGUUGAUCUCCUCCAUAGCCGGAUAUAAUCCCUCCCCUGGCCUCGCCAUGUAUAGCGUCACGAAAACAGCGUUGCUCGGACUGACAAAGGCGCUGGCGAUGGAACUCGCUCCAAAAACUCGAGUGAACGGCGUCGCGCCGGGAUUUGUGCCCACGCACUUCGCGAGCUACCUCACAGAGAACGAAGCUGUCAGAUCAGGCAUCGAGUCCCACACGCUGCUGAAAAGACUCGGAACAGUGGACGACAUGGGGGCGGCGGUAGCGUUUCUAGUCUCGAGUGACGCAUCGUACAUCACUGGCGAGACAAUUGUUGUAGCUGGAGGGAUCCAAAGUAGACUAUGAGACUUUGUGCCCUGGAUCCAAAGAAGUCUUGCUACCAAUCGGAUCCCAUGGUAACUUAAAACGCUCUAAACGCCACAGCCAGCCUCUCGCUGUGGGGUUUCCACCUUCCCUCUGAUCAACUAGCCUUGAAAAUGUAGCCAAUAAUCGUCAUUCUCAUUUCCUCCCGUGUGACUUCCAUCAUCAACUAAAACGUAUGAUAAGAAUUUUCACUUGGUC
Messenger RNA from Selaginella moellendorffii, 1018 nucleotides. Its product is annotated as short-chain dehydrogenase/reductase SDRA. The transcript is spliced from 6 exons. Lineage: Eukaryota; Viridiplantae; Streptophyta; Lycopodiopsida; Selaginellales; Selaginellaceae. Gene Ontology annotation, molecular function: oxidoreductase activity. The record is from RefSeq and is a predicted model, not a curated record. The coding region runs from base 29 to 802 and encodes 257 amino acids.